UUCCUGGUUCACCAUGGAGAUGAUAAGAGAUGCAAAGGCAUGGAAGCUGCCCGCCGCGCUGGACAAGUACAAGAGCAUCUAUCGCAAGGACUUCUGCUGGCACGACGAUUAUCACUCCCCCAUCCAGGCACACGUCCCGACACCUUCAUACCCUCCUCUGGAAGAGCUACCCAAGUGCUACCUGCCAGAGUGCCAGCCCUCUGACCUGUCCCCAAGAUGGGCAGGCAAACUGGAGAUCCUCGCCGAGCCCAUGCACGACCUGUGCUGCUGCUCGCCCCUUCCAGCUCCUGCUCCGACAGAUGAAACUGAGGGGGUGUUGGAGCCAAGGGAGCUGCCACCUGAUAACAUGGUCACCUACCAGCAGUUUGCCCAGGAUUUGUACAAGGAGGUGCUGUCCAAUGCUGACAAAUACAAAGCCAAGAACCUGAGCUCAUGUAUUUUAAUGCAAGACUGCUCUGACCUUGACUGGAAAAGUAUCUACAAGCAAGAUUUCGAGCCCCGGAGAGGAAUCCAUGCUGCAUUGUACACAGAGGAGAUAAGGCCUUCUCCUGUUUUCCCUGAAGAUAUCCGCUUCAAUGAGAGCCGCUGGGUGACUGAGUAUGCAGACAGCUACAGCAUCUUCCUGAAGAGGCUGGACUGGUCCUCUCCCAUCUCUGCCCAAUGGCUGCCCUUCGGGAAGGACGCGCGAUGGACGCCGCGAUGGAAACUGGCUGGUAACUGAGUGGUGCCAAGGUGGCUGUGGAUGUGUUACCUGUGUUGUUCUGUGAUUACAGCUCUUUGGCCCUCCAAGCUGCCUGUGUGAUAUUGCUCAUCAGAGACCCUGAAAGCCUUGGAAACCUCGUCACUACCAAACCCACCACCGUGUCUGUCAGAUGUGAAAUGUUUGGCAAAGUCUUCUUUAAGUGCAAUUUAUGAUUAAAAUCUCCCAAGAACCUCAGCUUUUAUCAUUGUCAGGAAAUGUAUUUUUGAGGGGACAAUGGAGGUUACAGAGCUAAAAUC
Motacilla alba alba is the source of this 999-nucleotide messenger RNA. RefSeq lists its product as uncharacterized. Lineage: Eukaryota; Metazoa; Chordata; Aves; Passeriformes; Motacillidae. The transcript has 7 exons. The coding region runs from base 14 to 721 and encodes 235 amino acids. The record is from RefSeq and is a predicted model, not a curated record.